AUGUCGUUUUUUAAGUACUAUUUAUUUCGCCAAGACUGGGUCAUCGAAGCGCUUGGUAAGAGAAUAGGCGUUGUGAUUCAGGUUUCACCGUUUCGGUGGUUGUGGUUUAUUGAGAUGAUGCGCCAUGUUACCUUUAUAAAAUAUCUACCAAUACAUCACUGGAAUUUGAGGGGGCUGGAACAUUCUUCUGCAAUUCGACUGUAUCGAAACUCAUGCAAUCACCAUGGUGACACUGAGUUUGCUCUUUUGUGUUAUCAGUUCGUGGCCGUGUCGUAUUUCAUCGCGCUAGCUUUAGUAGGAAGAAACGCUUUCCUCAUAGUUGGAUGGCUUACCGCAACACUCUGCCUCACUGAUCCCAUCAUUAUACUGCUGAAGCUGUUUGGUUGUCUCAAAACCGAUGAUGUCUUCGUUAUUUCAGUUUGGGCAAGGAGUACUACGGCUUUGCGAGACUAUUGCUCAAUAUACCAAGACUACAUCAACAGCCAAAUUGCAGCAAUAACUUUUAUAGAUAUUGGCUUCUGUGGUGUUGUAGGCCCCAUAGCAAUCCUUCAUGGUCUCGACGAUGUACCCAGCCUCAUUGGUAUAGGUUCGUCUACUCGUACCCGGUGCACUACCGAUAAGGUUGUCAAAUUCACUAUGACCGGCCUGAAGGUCAUCACUGCUAUAGAUGUCGCUCCUGGUCUGACUAAUAAGUAUGCCGCGUGGUCUGAACAUAUAAUUAGUCGUGAUAAAUCGUAUCGCGAUUCUGGGGCGACCAUCUCUCGUAUUGGCGUUAUUGAGUGCAUAGCUGUAAAUGGCCAAAUAGAGGCUACCGGGUUAUAUAUAUGGCUCAAAGUAGAGCCUGGUACUACUAUUGUGGAGGCAUGUCUCGCGUCAUUUCGAGCUCUUUUAGCCUCCCAAACUGAGCAGAGAGGUUAUUGUUACUCGUCCACUGUGAGUCACUUAAACCCUCGGCGUUCUCAGUGGUCUUCCUCCUGUAAUUCACUGCUAGAUUCGAAGUGCUCCCCGGAAGAUGCGUGUCCACUUAGCCCAGGUAGGUGGAAAUGGAAAUUGGGGACUUAUAUUGCGACAUUGGUAUCCGCUGGCCAUUUAUUGACAAAUAAUAUGCUUGUAUGUGAAGAGCACCAUGUGGAAGGAUGGCUGUUGCCCAAAAACCAAGAUGCCAUACAGAUAUGGAAAGCACCCACACUUGGACGUCUGGACCCAUCCAUUCCUGGUCAACGAGAGCGACAAGUCUGGGAAGAAGCGUCUGAAAUUUUCGUUGGAUGGAAGAGCGGGGCAGUGGAUUUGGCAGUCAGCAGCCGGACCAGGAGACGCCUUUUAGAAUUCGCAGGAGGGCGACUAAGUAGGCAUUUCCGAAUCGUAGAUGUCUUCGGACCAAACCGCUUUGAGACUAGCGUAUACCUUUUGCGUCACCUCUUCCUCUCCGACCUGUCUCCUUCUGCUAUUUGUACUGUCAAACAUUCUAUGAUGGAAACUUCCGCCAUGUCUCCCUAUCGUCGUGCCUACAACCUACUGAAUAAACAACGCUCCGUCCAAUUACAAAUUAAAGAGAAUAGCCAGCAAAUCCUAAAGUUACGUAAAGAGAGGGAAAAACUCAGAGGACUGGAAGUGGCCCUCGAAAAGGAGGUUCAUGAUGAGCUUUUACACUACGAAAGCGUCGCCCGCCUUGACUUUGCUCAAUAUUUCCUUAACACUCUACCGCAAGAACUCCGAGAUAUGGUGUACGAAUACCUGAGUUAUCCAUUGGAAGAUAUUACGAUUAGGCGCCGGGAGGUCAACCCGUUUCCAAUCCAGAACCGUAAAGAUUUCAGUAUCCGCUCAUCUGGCGUCCAUUUGGACCCUCAAUUGAUUGGAUCCGAGGUCGCUGCCGAGAUUGCCGCGCACUAUCACCGAAGAACAUUAUUCAUUGUCCAAGAUGCGGAAGACUUGGAAAAGGCGUUGAAUUUUGAUGUUUUCGGGACUGGAAUACUUCCCCGGGAUCACGUUCAUCGCAUCCAAGUGGACGUGCGGACACAUUGCCAUGAGCAAAAGUCAUACUUGCUCACCAGCCGAACCGACUCGACAGCAGUCUACGACAAUCUUAAGAGAAACAUGCGAGCUUUGCUAAGUGUCAAGAAAAGAAACUCUUGCAAACUUUAUAUUCGACUCAGAACAUGGGGUGGUGGGCGUCGCUUAUGGAGCGAAGCUGUCAGGACCCUGAGAUAUCUUCGACCCGUGGUGCUGGAGCUGAAGGAGGCAGGGCUGACUGUCUUUGUGGAGCAUUUACCAGUGGGCAAAGCUGAUGCAUGGGCGACGGAAGAUUUGACCGAACAGUUCGAUUACCCGCUGCAGGAGUGGCAGGAGGUGCAGAAGGCUCGUCUUGAGCGUGCUAAGGGUGAGUCUAAGCACAUGCCCAUCUACUCUCGGAAUGAAAAGCUUACGAUAAUGUGGCGGAGACUUCUGCGUCUUGUCCGAAAAUGGUUAGCCUCAGACGGGAUGGGGAGAGAGCCUCGACAGGGGCAAGCCCCUGCUAGUCAAUUGGAACCCUGGCUAGUAGCCUCACCGUCUAAGGGACUUUUCUCAACUAAGAAUUAUUGUAACUCUACCACUAUACGUCCAAACCAGCUCAGAUUUUGA
Lindgomyces ingoldianus is the source of this 2619-nucleotide messenger RNA. RefSeq lists its product as uncharacterized. Lineage: Eukaryota; Fungi; Ascomycota; Dothideomycetes; Pleosporales; Lindgomycetaceae. The record is from RefSeq and is a predicted model, not a curated record. The coding region runs from base 1 to 2619 and encodes 872 amino acids. The transcript has 26 exons.